UGGUCGAGUUACUGUUGUUCCAAGUUGCUUCUACUUUGUUAUAAUACCAAUACCAGGUGGAAUAUUUAGUAGCAAGGAAAUUUCAUGGAUGGACUUAUUGCAGAGGUAGCAACCUAUCACGGUACCACGCUUUAUUUCACUGAGCUCCUGAGAGCGACCCAUUCUUUAACAAAUGUUUGUAGAAGCAUUCUGUAUGCCUACAGUAUCUUACAGAAGCCUGUGGCCAUGGAAGUAACUGAAACACCUGAAUCCAAUGAUUUGGAGGGG
Staurois parvus is the source of this 267-nucleotide messenger RNA. The record is from the annotation of a GenBank genome assembly. NCBI's taxonomy places the organism in Eukaryota, Metazoa, Chordata, Amphibia, Anura, Ranidae.